AUGCGUCUCCUGCUGCCACUAUUUUUGCUUGUUAGCCAUGUACUGGGACAAGUUAACGUUGAUUCACCAAAAUUUGGUACCAAAUACGACCUUUCAUCAGGAACUAGUAUGAUUACUGUGGAAUGGUCAGUUUCGGAUUCACCAGGUCCGAAAAAGCAAGAAAUUCUAGAGUACAUUUUCACAUUAGUAUCAGGGCCUAAUCUUAAUAUUGAAGCGUUCGAAACCGUCGGUAAAGCUGAUGCAAAGCAAGUGGAAAAUCAAAAAUUCAGUUUCCCGCUAAGAAACAACGUCGGCGCUAAUGGUUGGUAUUAUAUUCAAGUAUUGGCGUUGACCGAAGAAGGGCAUGUAAUUCAAUAUUCACCCAGAUUUCAAUUGACAGGUAUGGUUGGCGGUAGAACUCCACAACUUGCUACAGAUACAAUGACGCCCUCGCGUGAGAUUAUGCUUACGCCGAAUAUCUUAGCCAACAUGAAUUCAAUGAGUUUUUCAGUCCCAUACGGUAUGCAGACUGGACUGGCAAGAUUCGCACCAAUGCAAACACAACCAGCAACAAAAGUGACAAAAAAAACAUGGAGCAUGGUAUAUCCAACGAGUUCUUUUACUUAUUUUAAAGAUAAUAAAAGAAGGGGUGAACAAUUGACUACGGUUACUCCCGGUUGGUCGUAUGGAUUGCCCAGUAAAUGGAACGAGGCAGCAAUUGCACCGCAGCCGUCCGAAAACGGAGGUUGGUACCAUCCCAGUCAAAGGCUAUCGUUGACGCCAAGAAAAAUUAAUGCUGAUGAAAGACUCAGAUUAGCCAGUCAGUGA
This is a messenger RNA of Zygosaccharomyces rouxii, 807 nucleotides long. RefSeq names its product Knh1p (gene KNH1). Lineage: Eukaryota; Fungi; Ascomycota; Saccharomycetes; Saccharomycetales; Saccharomycetaceae. The record is from RefSeq and is a predicted model, not a curated record. The transcript has a single exon. The coding region runs from base 1 to 807 and encodes 268 amino acids. Gene Ontology annotation, biological process: (1->6)-beta-D-glucan biosynthetic process; cell wall biogenesis; fungal-type cell wall organization. Gene Ontology annotation, cellular component: extracellular region.